GAAAGAGACGCGAACUGACUUCCGGUUGAAUUAACAAAGAAACAAAUCUUGAUUUAUAUUGUUGUUUUCAUAUAAAAUGGGAAAGAAACACAAAAAACAUAAAUCAGAAAAGAGAUCGCAACCUGAUACUGAAGAAAUCCAGAAAGAGCCAAUAUACACAAAAGAGAAGUCUGACAAGCCACCUGCUUUGAAACUUGUGUUGAAAGUUGGCGGAGCCCAGUCAGAAACUAUAAAGGAUAUAUACAGCCAUUCCCCACACGAAGAACGUAAACACAAACAUCACAAGAAGAAGAAAAAGAAGAAAGACAAAGACAAGGAACGACACAGACAUUCAGAAGAAAGUGGCAGCAGCAAACGCAAGUCGAAGCAUGCCGAACCGGAAGAGAGUGAAAACACACAGCCUGACGAGCCACCUGCGAAGGUUCCCGCUCUUGAGCCCGUCGUCGACAAAGAAGAAGAGUCAAUGGAUGUUGGAGAGCCAACAGAAACGGUGGACGUCAUUAAAGAUGUCCCGAAUAUCUACAACACCCAGGAGGGAGACCAUGGUGCUGCACUCCGAGAGUGUCUGCACUACUUACACAGGACCUUGCAGAAGAAAGAUGUCAAUGGCUUCUUUGCAUUCCCAGUCACUGAUGCAAUUGCUCCAGGCUACUCGAGUAUCAUCCAUUAUGCCAUGGAUUUCAGUACUCUGAACCAUAAAAUAGAAAAUGAGGAGUUUAGUGGUGUUAUGGACUUCAAAAAAGAUUUUGUAACAAUGUGCAAUAAUGCUGUGACGUACAAUAGACCCGAGACUAUUUAUUACAAGGAGGCGAAGAAACUGCUGCAUUCCGGUCUCAAGCUGAUGAGCAAGGAGAAGCUGAUGAACAUGAAGAAGAUGUUGCCGUUCAUGGGCAGUGUCACUAACGAGGAGCUAGGGGUGGACGACAACGUAGCUGCCCCCGCCGAGAUGGUGGCCAUCAUAGACGAGGAGGAGCAGAGGAUGAAGGAGCUCAAGAGACUGCAGAAGGCUAAAAAUUGUCUAAGUCGGUUUGAGGCCGUGCCUGACAAUCUGACGGCUGAUGAAAUCUUGGCGCAGGCGCAGGCUGCAGCCAAGGAGGCGAAGGAGGAGCUGACUCUGAGAAAACCACAGUGCCACUUUGGUUUCUUAAACAGAAGAAAUGAUGGAUCGACUACAAUGUCGAUAUUAAACCCAGACAAUGAUGGACUAGUGAGUGAAACGGAGAAGAUUGUGUCACUAGGAGAGUUGACCGGCAAAGUAACGAUGGGUUCUGGGUCUCUAGCUGGCUUCAAGGAAGAUAAGAGAAACAAGGUGUCUUUAGUGACAUAUCUCAACUAUGGUCCAUUCAGCAGCUAUGCUCCACAGUACGAUGCUUCCUUCGCCAAUGUUAGCAAAGAGGAAUCAGACAUUCUGUUGUCAGCGUACGGUGAUGAGACAGGAAUUCAGUAUGCCAAAAGUGUGUCGCAUUUUGUUAAAGAUGCUGACGACUAUGCCAUAAAAAUGGUGGACAACCUGUUGGAUAUUCUGACAAGGGGAGAGCAUUCUAAAUCAAAGCAAGUUAUAGCACAAAGAAAACUUUUGGAAGAAGAAAAGAAAACUCAAGAGAAAGAUAAAACAGUUUCAUCCAAGGAAGAUACAAGAGAUGUAUCAAAAGACGCAGUGGUCGACCCACUACAGCAGAGGUUGGACCAGACGGCCGGCCUGAUCCAAGAUCUGCAGCAGACGCAGCUUGAACGACUCAGUGCCUGUCCGCCAUCUCACCUCGGUCUGCUGCCCGGACCCUCCGAAAAAGAGGCCCAGCUAAAGGAAAGAGUCUCCAAGGAGUUGCAAGCACUCGCAAAGGAAGCUGUGCCGAGAGAUUUAAUCAGUGUAACAGCAGUUCGGCAGACGAUGGGCAUAACCACCAACCCUGUCAACUCAAUCAGCAACCUCACUGAGACACAACCCACGCAGCAGACCUCACAAACACCAGUUCAGACAACCGCACAGUCUCCCAGUUUUUAACAUUCACUAACAGUUCCCCAAGCAAGUUCACCAAAACACAACCCACACAUUCAUCACAAACACCAGUCCAAACACCGGCUCAGGUUUUAACUAACAACUUUGGAAAAUUCAAACCAUUCAUCAAUUUUCAUGACCGAAAAUUUACAACUCAUAUGUUUUGUUCUGUUUGUGGAAAAUACAUUUUUAAAAACCAUUUAUUCAUUUUCAUGACAGAAAAUUUGCAACUUAUUUGUAGUGUUCUGUUUGUGGAAAAUAAAUUUUUCAAGCCAUGUAUUAAUUUUCAUGACAAAACAUUUCCCAUUACUGUUUUCCACAUACUUCAAAACAAAAUUCGAGAUCUAGUCAGAUUUUAAAAACUAAAUCAUGCAACAGAUGUUAAGGCACAGAGUUCUUUAGCGUCAGUUUACAUAGUACCUUGUCAGUCAAUUGUUUUAUUUUGGGGGUGAGACUCUACAUCAAUGCAUGUUGCACCAUUUGCAUUGACCAGUUAAGUGUUGUUAAUUUCUUGGCCAGAUUCCCUUCAGUAAUGCCAGAAAAUACCAGUUAGUACUUUUAUUGUAAUGUAGCAAAGACACAUUAGUUACCAAUUACUUAAAUGUUAUCACUGAAUGUAGUAGUACAUGGAUUUGAUAAUAAAGUAAAUUACAAUUCAGAUCAUGUGUAUAAUUCAGAACCUUUUCAUACAAAAUAUUGGGAAGUUUGUCACAAUUUAAACUCAUGGAACAAUCUUUGAUUGCAAUUUGUUUCAGCGUUCUCUCUUGCCUUCAAUUUAUUAUUUUUCUUAAUCAUGGGGUUUAUUUAGUGCUCAACAAAUUACUAGGUUUGUCAGUUUAUAUGAAAAAUAUAAUUUUAAAUGUUUCUUAGGACAUCUUUGAAAUUAUACUUUACGAAAUGUCAUAUUGUUGGGGUUGUGUAUUGUAUGUGAACAUGUUGUAUAUAUGUAUAUAUUCACCCUCAAAGAUCAUCGUCAUGAUUUGUUCAACAUUCUCUGCACUACAUAAAAAAUACUUAACACUAA
This is a messenger RNA of Gigantopelta aegis, 3020 nucleotides long. Its product is annotated as bromodomain-containing protein 7-like. Bases 77 to 2002 code for a protein of 641 amino acids. Gene Ontology annotation, cellular component: nucleus. NCBI's taxonomy places the organism in Eukaryota, Metazoa, Mollusca, Gastropoda, Neomphalida, Peltospiridae. Gene Ontology annotation, biological process: regulation of transcription by RNA polymerase II. The transcript has 15 exons. The record is from RefSeq and is a predicted model, not a curated record.